CAAUGAGGAGGUGCAUAAUCUCCUCUGGCAUUAUGAAGCUGUAGUAUCUGCUCUGAGAGCAGUGAAUUCAUCCGGCUCAUUAGCCUCUGCCCCACACAGCUCUAGCAACUGAAUCCAGGGCUGAGUCCUGACAACUUCCUUCAGCACUGAUGCUUAUUUCUGUUCAGCUGGCUGUCUGGUGUCUGUCCCUUCAUUCUAGGUUCUGUCUGUAAUCGGAGAAGACAAGUGUCUCCAGAGAGCUAUUUACUUUGCUUUACUAACAACAGAGGAAACCAGAUGAUAUCUAAGACCAAAUGUGCAACUUUAACACCUCUAAAGUUAGGGUGAAGUCUUGGGCAGAUGCCUUUGGUGGGGAGCUAUACUCCAUUGUGACCAAGUAUUCAGGCUCUCUCCUGUUGCAGAAGAAGUACAAAGACGUGGAGCCGACUCUGAAGAUCAAAGAGGUGGACGGCUUGGAGCUGGUGAAGAAGUUCUCAGAGCAGAUGGAGAGCAUGCUCCGCAGGAAGGUCGAAGCCGUUGAGCGGUUGGUGGAAGCAGCAGAGGAUGCAGAUCUGAACCAUGAGUACAACUCCUCGCUGGAGUUUGAUUACUACAAUUCCCUCCUGAUUAAUGAGAAGGAUGAAAAUGACAAUUAUGUGGAGCUUGGAGAUGAAUUCAUUCUGGAGCCAAAUGAGCAUUUCAAUAACCUGCUGGUGAACACAACAUACAGCGAUAUCCAGCUCCCCACCAAUGUCUACAACAAAGACCCCGACAUCCUGAAUGGCGUUUAUAUGUCAGAAGCCUUGAACCCUAUUUUUGUGGACAACUUCGAAAGGGAUCCCACACUGACCUGGCAGUACUUCGGCAGCUCCACAGGCUUCUUCAGGCUCUACCCGGGAAUAAAGUGGCUACCAGAUGAGAAUGGGGUCAUCUCCUUCGACUGCAGGAAUCGCGGCUGGUACAUCCAAGCAGCCACCUCUCCCAAGGACAUUGUCAUCAUUGUGGAUGUCAGUGGGAGCAUGAAGGGUCUGCGGAUGACCAUUGCCAAACACACCAUCGUCACCAUUUUAGAUACUCUGGGGGAAAACGAUUUUGUGAACAUCAUUGCAUACAAUGAUUACGUUCAUUUUAUUGAACCCUGUUUUAAGGGUAUCCUGGUGCAAGCAGACAGAGAUAACAGAGAGCACUUCAAGCAGCUGGUGGACGAACUGCAGGCAAAAGGAGUGGGGACGGUGAACAAGGCCUUGACAGAGUCCUUCAAAAUCCUGAGGGAGUUCAGAGAUGCCGGUCAAGGAGGCUUGUGUAACCAAGCCAUCAUGCUGAUCACAGACGGAGCUGUGGAGGAUUAUGAAGCUGUGUUUGAAAAGUACAACUGGCCAGAUCGGAAGGUGCGGGUUUUCACUUACCUCAUCGGACGGGAGGUCACUUUUGCCCCCAACGUGAAAUGGAUCGCCUGCAACAACAAAGGCUACUACACUCAGAUCUCCACGCUGGCAGAUGUCCAGGAGAACGUGAUGGAGUACCUGCACGUGCUCAGCCGUCCCAUGGUCAUCAACCACGACCAUGACAUUAUUUGGACUGAGGCCUACAUGGACAGUGCGCUCUUUGCAUCUCAGGCUCAAAGUCUGUUGCUCAUGACAACGGUGGCUAUGCCAGUCUUCAGCAAGAAGAAUGAGACGCGAUCUCACGGCAUACUGCUGGGUGUGGUGGGCUCUGACGUGCCCCUGAGGGAGUUGUUAAAACUUGCUCCACGGUAUAAGCUGGGUGUCCACGGCUACGCCUUUCUGAACACCAACAACGGCUACAUCCUUUCUCACCCAGACCUCCGUCCUUUGUAUAAAGAAGGAAAGAAACUGAAGCCUAAGCCAAACUACAACAGCGUAGAUCUCUCGGAAGUGGAAUGGGAAGACCAGGAUGAAAUACUGAGAACUGCCAUGAUCAAUGGGGAAACAGGCUACCUCUCUAUGGAUGUGAAGGUCCCUGUGGAUAAGGGGAAGCGAGUUCUCUUCCUCACCAAUGAUUAUUUCUUCACGGACAUCAGUGGCACACCAUUCAGCCUGGGGGUCGUGCUGUCCAGGGGACACGGGGAGUACAUUCUGCUGGGGAACACUUCUGUGGAAGAAGGUUUGCACGACCUGCUCCAGCCAGACUUGUCUUUAGCGAAUGAAUGGAUUUACUGCAUCACGGACAUCGAUCCCGACCACCGGAAGCUCAGCCAGCUGGAGGCUGUGAUCCGUUUCCUCACGGGAGAGGAACCUGACCUGGAAUGUGAUGAGGAGUUGGUCCAGGAAGUGCUGUUUGAUGCCGUGGUCACUGCACCCAUGGAAGCCUACUGGACGACACUAGCCCUCAAUAUGUCCAUGGAGACUGAGGCAGGGGUUGAGAUGGCAUUUCUGGGCACUCGAGCUGGACUCAUGAGGAGUGCUCUGUAUGUGGGCUCUGAGAAACUUUCCAACAGGAAAUUCCUGACUCGGAAGGACAAGGAGAGCAUCUUCACCAUGGACCACUUCCCUCUGUGGUAUCGCCGGGCAGCCGAGCAUCCCCCUGGGAGCUUCAUCUACAGCAUAGUUUCAGAAGAUGAUUCAGAGGGAGGAGGCCUUCCAAAAGUGGUGACAGUGAGCACAGCAGUGGCUGUAUCUGUGGAUGGGAAGAUGGGUAUUGCUGCAGCGGUGGGUGUGCAAAUUAAGCUGGAGUUACUGCAACGCAAGUUUUGGAUGGCCAUGCAACAGCCCAAUGACACCGAUUGCAGUGCCUUGGAUGGUGCCUGUCCACUGAGCUGUCAGGAUGACGUUCUGAAUUGCUUCCUCAUUGAUAAUAAUGGCUUUAUACUCAUUUCCAAAAGACCUGCAGAGACUGGAAAAUUUCUUGGUGCAGUGGAUGGCUCAGUAAUGACCCAGCUGCUGAACAUGGGCAUGUUCAAGAAGGUGACCAUGUAUGACUAUCAAGCGAUGUGUAAGAUACCCUACCACCACCACAGUGGUGCCCGGCCGCUGCUCAGUCCAAUUUAUGCCUUUCUAGCUGCAGUGAAAUGGCUGAUAAGUGAUUUCCUCAUCUUCCUUUUGGAGUUUAACAUGAGUAGCUUCUGGCACACAGACAACUUGGCAGACGCCAAGGCUGUCUUCCAUCACUCUCACAAGCACAAGAAGCACGACACCCUGCAGCCCUGCGACACGGAGUACCCCGUCUUCGUGUACGAGCCGGCCAUCAAGGAGACCAACGGGCUGAUCGAGUGCGGGGAUUGCCAAAAGAUGUUUGUGGCACAGCAGAUUGCCAGCAGCAACCUGCUGCUCCUCGUCACGGAUGCCGCCUGCGACUGCAGCAUCUUCCCACCUGUCCUGCUGGAUGCAAAAGAAGUCAAAUAUAACGCCUCGGUGAAGUGCGACCGGAUGCGCUCCCAGAAGCUGAGGCGGCGCCCGGACACGUGCCACGCGUUUCACCCCGAGGAAAACGCCCAGGACUGCGGCGGUGCUGCCGAGCUCUGCGCCUCUCUGACGCUGCUCCUCCUGCCCCUGGCACUGCUCCUGCGGUGACACUGCCUGCGGCAGGGACACGGCGAGGGACAGAGCUGCGGGAGGAGAGGAGACAGGGGCACCUUUGGGGAUGCCCUCUGUGACUCCCUGCGGCUCCAGGGACAGUAAGGGUGGCCAGCACGGCUCAGACACGUCAUCCAGAUAAGUCUCCAGGCAUGGGCCUGCCUCGAGGAAGGAGCUAUGUGUGACCUGCCGAAGCAGCAUGAUGUUACCCUGGCCUGCUGGCUUCUCUGCAGGAGCAGCUCGGGUAUGGGCACUGUUCCCUCGGAGCAGCACCGCCCUGCCCGGAGAGGCUGCCCGGGGAUGUUCAGGGGCGAGCAGCCCCUGCCCUGAGCCUGGCAUUUGCAGCCGGGGAGCACAGGCUGUUUGCCACAGAGCUUUAUGAACAAGGGGUGGGGAGCACCCAUUUUUCUUCUCUUUUUGUAUG
Messenger RNA from Oxyura jamaicensis (ruddy duck), 3936 nucleotides. It is a transcript of the gene CACNA2D4, whose product is annotated as calcium voltage-gated channel auxiliary subunit alpha2delta 4. The transcript has 40 exons. The record is from RefSeq and is a predicted model, not a curated record. Gene Ontology annotation, molecular function: voltage-gated calcium channel activity. Bases 294 to 3509 code for a protein of 1071 amino acids. NCBI's taxonomy places the organism in Eukaryota, Metazoa, Chordata, Aves, Anseriformes, Anatidae. Gene Ontology annotation, cellular component: voltage-gated calcium channel complex.